Messenger RNA from Hansenula anomala, 1161 nucleotides. RefSeq names its product coenzyme A transporter (gene LEU5). Bases 1 to 1161 code for a protein of 386 amino acids. The transcript has a single exon. The record is from RefSeq and is a predicted model, not a curated record. NCBI's taxonomy places the organism in Eukaryota, Fungi, Ascomycota, Saccharomycetes, Phaffomycetales, Wickerhamomycetaceae. Gene Ontology annotation, biological process: transmembrane transport.
AUGAAUCAGGAGACAAAGCUAUCUCCCAUAAUCAACAACACUAAAGUGCACACUGAUGACUCCACUCCUUUUGAAGCAAAAGCUUCACUUGAUAAAAGUUCUGCUGAAUACAUCAUCAAGACUGGUCUUGCUGGUGGGUUGGCUGGGUCAUCUGGUAAGACUUUGAUAGCACCUUUAGAUCGUAUAAAGAUCUUGUUUCAAACUUCAAACCCAUUAUACAAACAAUAUUCCGGUUCAAUAUUUGGUAUGUUUAAAGCUGGUAAGAAAAUUUAUAUAAAUGAUGGUAUAUUUGGUUUUUUCCAAGGUCAUUCAGCUACAUUGUUGAGAAUUUUCCCAUAUGCUGCCAUAAAAUUCGUAAUGUAUGAACAAGUACGAAGAAUUCUGAUACCUAAUGAUGAUUAUGAAACUUCUGUUCGAAGAUUAAUGUCUGGUUCAAUUGCAGGUUUAUGUUCGGUGUUUGUCACUUAUCCAUUAGAUUUAAUAAGAGUUCGUUUAGCAUUUGAUACAAAGCAUCAUUCAUCAACAACCAUACCUAUUCAUCAUAAAAAUCAUAUUCAUAACAUUAGAAAAGGUUUAUUAGUCUCCACAAUACAACAAAUUUAUAAAGAACAUCCAAUAGUGGAUAAACAAUUUUUUUUAAUCAAUAUGUUGAAAAAAAACUUACCAAACAAGAUUUCAAACUUGACAAAUUUUUAUAGAGGUUUCAUACCAACUUUAAUGGGGAUGGUUCCAUAUGCUGGUGUAUCAUUUUGGACUCAUGAUUUUGUCCAUGAUGUGUUGAGAUUACCUUUAAUUGCACCAUACACGGUGGAUCAAACCCAUCCUGGUCAUUUCCAACUCAUGUCAAAUGGUUCAAAACCUUCAACCCAUGAACAAAGAUCUCCAUUAAACACUUGGGCCCAAUUAUUAGCUGGUGGUAUAGCUGGGAUGUUUUCUCAAACCGCAGCUUAUCCAUUCGAAGUUAUAAGAAGAAGAAUGCAAGUUGGUGGUGUAAAUAAUGGGAAUUUUAUUGGAAUUGGUUCAAUUUCCAAAAAAAUUUGGAAAGAACGUGGAUUUAAAGGGUUUUAUGUUGGGUUAAGUAUUGGUUAUAUAAAAGUUAUACCUAUGGUUGCUUGUUCAUUCUUUGUUUAUGAGCGUACAAAAUAUCAUUUAGGAAUUUAA